This is a messenger RNA of Schizosaccharomyces osmophilus, 744 nucleotides long. RefSeq lists its product as uncharacterized. The coding region runs from base 1 to 744 and encodes 247 amino acids. The transcript has 3 exons. Lineage: Eukaryota; Fungi; Ascomycota; Schizosaccharomycetes; Schizosaccharomycetales; Schizosaccharomycetaceae. The record is from RefSeq and is a predicted model, not a curated record.
AUGAUUGAAAAAAACAAAUACAAAAAGCUAAAUGAUGCUGAUUCAGCUGACGUUCCUCGCUUGGGCACUCUUGCAACGUUUGACGGUGAACUGCCACGGUACAAUGAAAUCUUGAAUUCUCAUCUAGACGACUUGGAAAAAGGUCAUGCACCUCGGUACUCAGAAAACAGACAUCAAGAAGCGUCUACCAACAUGACAGGAGGAAGCGGAUUCUUUAUUCUUUUACGAAAUGUCUUGACGGCAUUAUUGUGGUUGAUUUUCUGGCCGGCAGAAAUUGCGAGAAUUCCUGAAGCACAACGAAGACAAGAGAAUGAAGCUCUUCGGCUUGGUUGGUGCUUUAUUGGUUCAAUCGUAUUGAACUUUUGGUUUUCAUACAAAUACCUUGUCCCCUUUAUAAAGGAACCGAUGAAAGAAUCUGUAUGGACAUGGUUUCAAGCUACUGUGGCAGCUGUUCUUGUCGUCAUGACUUUCUAUAUGUUCUUAUUUGUUUUUUCACUGUUGGUGGAUUCAAUCGUUAUAUUGAUUCCUCUAGUUGUUUCUGGGAUUUUUUCUAAAGACUUGACGGAUGAUAAUAGUAUCCCAUUAAACAGCUUGCCACCAGAGCCUGAAAACCAGUUCAACGAUCGUAGUGAUGAUACUUUUAAACAACCGUCCUCUGAACAUACCUCUGAACAUACUGAGCAAUCUCCAGGGUUACGCCAGGAACCGGGUCAGUCUAGGGAUGUUGAAAGCGGUGGGAAUUGA